CCCCCCUUUCCCGGUGUUCCCCCAGCAGCCCCCGCCGAGGAUUAGGGGGGAGUCAGGGGACCAAACAUAUCGCUGGGGUGUGGACACCCCGGGGUACGGGAACGGCCUCCCCGCCCCCGCCACGGGUCUGACGUCACGGGUCUGACGUCACGGGUCUGACGUCACGGCGCACUCCUCCCUCCGGCCGGCAGGGCGCGCUGUGGGGCGGAACGAGUGGGGCGAUGGCGGAGCGGGCGGUGGGAGGUGCGGCCACCGGAGCAGCGCCCGGAGCGCAGGCCCUGGAGCUCUCCCAGGAGGAGAAGCUGCAGCUGCGGAAGGAGAAGAAGCAACAGAAGAAAAAGAAGAGGAGUGAGAAGGGGCUGGUGGCCAAGCCCCCAGAGUUGGGGACGCCCCCCGGACCAGGGCAGCCCCAGGCAGCUGUGUCUCCCGUGUCCCCCUCGGCCGAUGGCCCCACCGAUGGUGAGAAGCCCACAGCGGGCAAGAGCAAAGCGGAGCUGCGAGCGGAGCGCCGUGCCAAGCAGGAAGCCGAGCGGGCCCAAAAGCAGGCAAGGAAAGCAGAGCUGGGCCAGGCACCUGUGCCUACCAAGCCCAGGAUGGCACCCACGGAGCCACAGGCCGUGGUGAAGCGGCUGCCAGAGCAUGUGCAGGUGGAUGAUCCUGCCGCCCAGAGGAAGCUGGCCAAGAAGCUGGAGCGGCAGCAGGUGCCCCUGCGUCAGGACUAUGGCACCAAGGUCAACCUGUUCUCCCACUUGCACCAGUACAGCCGGAAUAAGCCACUGACGCAGCAGAUGAGCAUCCCCUCCACUGUCAUCCACCCGGCUGUGGUGCGGCUCGGCCUCCAGUACUCCCAGGGCAUCAUCAACGGCUCCAAUGCCCGCUGCAUCGCCCUGCUGGAGGUCUUCAAACAGCUGAUCCGGGAUUACUCGACUCCCCCGAACGAGGAGCUGUCACGGGACCUGGUGGCCAAGCUGAAGCCACACAUCAGCUUCCUGAACCAGUGCCGGCCCCUCUCUGCCAGCAUGGGCAAUGCCAUUAAGUUCCUCAAGAAGGAGAUUUCCAGCCUCCCUGACACGCUGAGAGAAGAGGAGGCGAAGGAGAAGCUGCAGGACACCAUCGACAAAUACCUGCGGGAGAAGAUUCUUCUGGCAGCUGAAGCCAUUUCCAGGUCUGCCUUUGAGAAGAUAAAUGACAACGAUGUGAUCCUGGUGUACGGAUGCUCUUCCCUCGUGAACCGCACACUGUGCGAUGCCCACGCGAAGAUGGGCCGGGCGUUCCGUGUGAUUGUGGUGGACAGCCGGCCGCGGCUGGAGGGCCGGGAGACGCUGCGGCGGCUGGUGCGUCAGGGCAUCCACUGCACCUAUGUGAUGAUCAACGCCAUCUCCUAUGUGCUGCCAGAGGUGUCCAAAGUGUUGCUGGGAGCCCACGCACUCCUGGCCAACGGCUCCGUCAUGUCCCGGGUGGGGACAUCCCAGAUAGCGCUGGUCUCCAAGGCCUACAAUGUCCCCGUCUUGGUGUGUUGUGAGACCUACAAGUUCUGCGAGCGCGUGCAGACGGACUCUUUUGUCUCCAACGAGCUGGAUGAUCCCGACGACCUGAUCGUGCUGCGGAAGGGCCAGGCGCAGCUGGGCGGCUGGGCAGAGAACAAGUCCCUGCGCCUCCUCAACCUGGUCUACGAUGUGACGCCUCCCGACCUGGUGGAUCUGGUCAUCACAGACCUGGGCAUGAUCCCCUGCACCUCCGUGCCCGUCGUCCUGCGCGUAAAGAACGUGGAUCAGUAGGAGAUGUGGCUGCACGGACACCAAUAAACUGACCCCCCCAAAAAAUGCCUUGUCUGCUUCUGUGCUG
Messenger RNA from Cuculus canorus (common cuckoo), 1845 nucleotides. It is a transcript of the gene EIF2B4, whose product is annotated as eukaryotic translation initiation factor 2B subunit delta. The record is from RefSeq and is a predicted model, not a curated record. Lineage: Eukaryota; Metazoa; Chordata; Aves; Cuculiformes; Cuculidae. The transcript has 13 exons. Bases 222 to 1778 code for a protein of 518 amino acids.